AUGAUAUUGAGUUUCGAAAAAAAUAAGCAAACUUAACAGGAAUUAAUUAGUGAUUUAUUUUGUUUUGCAAGAAAAUAUUUAUAAUAUUUGUAAACUUUGGAUUUGAGGGGGUUUGCCUUUGGAUAAGAGGGCUUUUAUGAAUAGACUACGAAUAACAACAUUUUAAUCUAUAAUUAAAUCCUAUAGAUCAUAUACUAUUCUAAUGGAAGGAUAAAUGAACAUAAUUCUUAAAAUUUCAAAUUGAUUUAGGGUCAAAUAUAUAGGAUUUUAAUUGAUUUAGCAAGAGUGAGAGCAUUGUUUGGAGCAGAUGAAAAUAACAAUGAGUUACUCCUUGAAGACUUUGCAAAAGAACCUGAUUUGCUUCCUUAAUACUUGACUGAAAUCUUAUAAUUCUAUUAAUUAAGAUAUUGA
Paramecium tetraurelia is the source of this 411-nucleotide messenger RNA. RefSeq lists its product as uncharacterized. The record is from RefSeq and is a predicted model, not a curated record. NCBI's taxonomy places the organism in Eukaryota, Ciliophora, Oligohymenophorea, Peniculida, Parameciidae. The transcript has a single exon.